AUGGACCUCAUCUGGAUCGUACUCGCCCUGCUCACCCCGUUUAUGCUACGCUUCUUCCGCUCCUCCCCGCCCACGAUGCCCCUCGUCGGUCCCGUCAUUGCCCUCUCCCACGGCGGAGGCCCGAUGCCUCUGCUGGGCGAUCCCGGCCAUAAAACCAUCAUCGCCUCGCUGCGGAACCGCAUCCCGCAGAUCCUGCGCCUCGACUCGCCCGCCCACCGCCCGCGCGCCAUCGUCCUCGUCACCGCGCACUGGACCACCCCCCACCCCGUCAUCUCCUCGGGCGCCUCCCCCGCGCUCCUCUACGACUACUACGGCUUCCCCGCCGAGACCUACGCCGUCAGGUACCCGGCGCCCGGCGCGCCCGACGUCGCCGCCGCCGUCGCCGCCGCCAUGACCGCCCAGGGCCUCGCCCCGACGCUCGACUCCACGCGCGGCUGGGACCACGGCGUCUUUGUCCCGCUCAAGCUCGCCAUCCCGGACGCCGACAUUCCCGUCGUCCAGGUCUCGGUGCUCGAGAGCGAGGAUCCCGCGCAGCAUCUGCGCAUGGGCCGCGCGCUGGCGGCGCUGCGCGACGACAACGUUGCCAUCGUCGGGUCCGGGUUCGCCUCGUUUCACAAUCUGGGCAUCAUGCAGUCGCUGCGCGGCUUCUCGGGCAACUCCCUCGACAAAGGCUGGCUGGCGUUCAAAGCCAAGACGGACGAGUGGAACGGCGCGCUGACAGAGGCCGUGACGGCGGCGAAUGGCACGGAGAGAGAGGCCAAGGUGGCGAGGUGGCGCGAGUUUCCGCACGCGGACAUGAUGCACCCGCCACGAGGCGGCGAGCACUUUAUGCCGCUGAUUGUGUGCGCGGGCGCGGCGAGGGAAGACGACGGCGCGGCAAAGACGUACAAGGAUGAGUACAUGGGUGUUGACAUCUUCACGUAUUACUGGGGGGCGCCGGCCGUGGCAGCUUAA
Akanthomyces muscarius is the source of this 954-nucleotide messenger RNA. RefSeq lists its product as uncharacterized. The record is from RefSeq and is a predicted model, not a curated record. Gene Ontology annotation, molecular function: oxidoreductase activity, acting on single donors with incorporation of molecular oxygen; ferrous iron binding; zinc ion binding. Lineage: Eukaryota; Fungi; Ascomycota; Sordariomycetes; Hypocreales; Cordycipitaceae. The coding region runs from base 1 to 954 and encodes 317 amino acids. The transcript has 2 exons.